GGGGAACGUCUGCGGAGGAGGAGAGAGAAGGAAAGGUUUUAUAGAGGAAGUCUUUGGCUGAGUGUUUGCUUUGGCUGCGUUCCCUUCUUUUAUUUACUGAAUUCCAGAGGUGACCAAUAAAUAAAAAUGAAGUUCAUCAUUGGCAUUGGAGGAGUGACCAACGGUGGAAAGACCACUUUGACAAAUAGACUUCUAAAGACAUUACCCAACUGUUGUGUUGUACAUCAGGAUGACUUUUUCAAGAAACCCGAUCAAAUAGAAGUCGGGGAGGACGGCUUUAGACAGUGGGAUGUGAUCACCGCUCUGGACAUGGAGGCCAUGGUGAACACUGUCAAAGGCUGGCAGGAGAACCCGGUCAAGUUUGCCCGCUCGCACGGCGUCAGCCUGUCACCUGAAGUCGAGGAGGGUGACUCAGAGAAGGGCAUCCACGUUCUCAUCGUAGAGGGGUUCCUUAUCUACAACUACCUGCCUCUUAUCGACGUCUAUGAUAAAUGUUUCUACAUUUCCAUUCCUUAUGAGGAGUGCAAGAAGAGGAGGAGUACAAGGACAUACACAGUCCCCGACCCCCCUGACCUGUUCGAUGGCCAUGUCUGGCCCAUGUACUUGAAACACAGGAAAGAGAUGGAGAACAACUGUGACAGAAUAGAAUACCUCGAUGGGAUGACUUCAAAGGAUGAAAUCUACGGCAAAGUGUAUGAAAGCAUUCAGAACUCCCUGCUGAACAACUUAUAGCAGGACGGGGGCAGCAAAGGAUCUGUGUAUAGACUUGUAAAUAUCAUUGUGCAUCAGUGUGUGACCCCAGUCGUUCUUCUAGCAUGACUUGUAAAUAGUUAAUCCUGUAACUUAUUAAAAACUAAUGGCAGAAACUUUGUGUUUUGUAUAACCCUGUGUAACUUUUUCUAAAAGAUAAGCCACCUCUGGACCGCCCAGUGUUUAACAUCAGCGUCAGAUACGAUGUGAUUGAAUGUGACAGAAAGAAAAAGCCCACUGGGAGGACGGAUUUGUGUCUCACAACUAAAUGAAGCCACUGAAUCCA
Cheilinus undulatus (humphead wrasse) is the source of this 1036-nucleotide messenger RNA. Its product is annotated as nicotinamide riboside kinase 2-like. Gene Ontology annotation, cellular component: cytoplasm. The transcript is spliced from 8 exons. The record is from RefSeq and is a predicted model, not a curated record. NCBI's taxonomy places the organism in Eukaryota, Metazoa, Chordata, Actinopteri, Labriformes, Labridae. The coding region runs from base 127 to 732 and encodes 201 amino acids.